ACUCCGGCUCGCGGUCUCUCGGUCUCUCCAUGUAUCUCUAGUCUCUGUGUGUCCUGCUGCAACUGAACUCUUCGAAACUAUCGGGUUGACGACUGCCUGGCGGCGGCGACGGUGACGAGGAUAUAAUCGAACCGCGUGGAGUGCGUUUUUUGUUUCUUUCGUGUUCCGGAAUUGGACUGGGUGGAAAUAAAAGUUCCUCUUUCCGGUCGGUCACUUUGCCGUUUAGAAGAGUGCGCGAAAAAGUUGAAAAAUCACUUCGUUAUCCCGAUUGGUUUCGAGUUAAACAGCUCACCAGCAAGCAUAACUUAAUUCCCAUCAUACACAUAGAACCAACCCAGCUCCAACGGAAGAACGACUAUCCUCUCAACUAAAAGUAGCAGCAGGAAAAGUUGCUACAACUGCAACGUUCCUAUACAACACCGACGAAAAUUCAACAGUUCCAACAGCAGGCCUCAUGUCGACGACGCAAAGGAUUUGGACAACCGACGUCCAUCGGAACGAUGAUCAUCUGUCCAGCAAAAUCAUUAAAAACCACAACAACAACAACAACAAUGGCACAGCAAUGUUGGCUUCCGGUAAUGCGGCAACGGCAUCCAAUCCUUACCUCGUGGGAGUGCAAUCCAGGUUUCGCCGGCGCUAUUAUCACAAAUCUAUUUUUAUAGCGCUGAUCGUUAUCAUUAUCAUCCUACUGAUUGCCAUCAUUGUGAUUGCCUGCUUGCUCCACUUCCCGCCGGACGUGUGCCACAGUCCGGAGUGCCUUCGGGCGGCCGCCGCCCUUCAGCAGAGCAUGGACCGCCGGGUCGAUCCGUGCGAAGACUUCUACGCGUACACCUGUGGGAACUGGGCUGACGACCACCCGCGACCGGAGUCCUACAACAGCUACGAUUGGUUCAGCGAGCGGCAGGGCCGUAUCCUGCGCAACAUCCGCCAGUACCUGCAGCAGAACGACAGCUUCGACGAUCCGAAACCGGUCAUGCAGGCCCGGGCCAUGUACCGGGGCUGCAUGAACCUGACGGCGAUGGACCGGCUGGGGUACGAUCCGUUGUUCAAGCUGCUCGGGGAGUACUUCCUGCCGAACUAUCCGACCAUGUUGAACCUGACGCAGGUGGACUACGAGAGCUACGACUUUGACUGGAUUCGAUCGUUGGCAAAGGUCAAGCAGAUGCUAGGGAUGGACAUCAUGAUCGGGUUCGAUGUGUUUCCAGAUCCGAAGAAUCGCGACUCGAACCGAUUGGUGCUGGGAACGCCCGAGCAGGGCUCGGAUUUGCCAUUCAACGACAACAUCUUGAAGCACAUGUCGAAAGCCAAGCACAAAGUCAUUGUCAGCGAAGAGGAAGAAGACUACGUGGAUGACCCGGAAGAGGACACCAAACACAUGAAGGCCUACAAGAGCUUCAUGAUCGGAGCCAUGAAGAUUCUGGUUAACAAUACGGAUUCAAAGCUUGAGAUCGAACCGCUUGCGGAUAACUUCCAGAAGGCGGCUGAUAUCUACAUCAAGAUGUCCAAGGCUCUCAUGAAGAUGGAGAAACAAGCGGAGAAUGCUUCCAAAACAAACAACACAGAGGAUCGACUCAACCUGCAGGAUACGCUCUCCGUCAGCGUCCACGAGCUGCAGAACAUGACCGAUCAGCACAUCUUCCCGAGGGACCCGUUCCCCGUUUGGGAGCGUUACCUGAAUGAAGUCUUCGAAGGCAUACCGGAAGCGGUGCUUGAUCUGAGCCGCGAUCAGAUCCUUACCAGCAACGCCGAUAUCCUGUAUCUGCGCCUGCUAACUGACUAUCUCUCACAAACUCCUCUGGUGCACAUCGAGUUGUACAUCUGGUGGACGGUGGUGGAAGAACUGAUCCUUCACACGACGGCCGAGAUCCGAAGGCUGCACUACGAGUACUACAAGACGAUGGUCGUGACGGAGGGAUACACUCCGCGAUCGCUGUAUUGUACCGGCGCGGUGAACAAGCUGAUGGGCAUGGCGGUGAGCUACGCCAUUGCGGAUCGGAACUUCCUGACGGAAACGAAACCCAAGGUGAAGCAAAUGCUAGGGAACAUCCGGAAGGCGUUCGAACGACUGGUCAGGGACACUACCUGGAUGGACUGGAAGACGAAGAGCUCAACGCUGGAGAAGUCACAGGCGAUGCGCAGCUUGAUCGGGUUUCCCGAGUGGAUCUUCGAUCAGGGCAAGCUGGAGCAGCUGUACGAUGCGAUCGACUUGUGCGAUACGCAACAUCUGGGGAACAUGGUUCAGCUGAUCGAACUGCGAAACGUCAAGUACCUUCGCCGGUGGAGGAUGAAGAACGUCCUGAGUUGGGACACCUAUCCAACCAACGUGAACGCCUUUCAUGCCUUCCAGGACAAUGCAAUCACGAUUCCGAUUGCCAUCCUGCAGUAUCCAUUCUACCAUCUGGGUCUAGAGGCGCUGAACUACGGUGCAAUCGGGACGGUUCUAGGGCACGAGCUGACGCAUGGAUUCGACGAUAGCGGUCGACAGUUCGACAAAGACGGCAACCUGAAACAGUGGUGGACGAACAGUACGGUACGGGAGUACGUCAACCGGACGGCGUGCUUCGUUCAACAGUACAACGGUUACUACAUCGCGGAAGCUGAAGACUACAUCGACGGACUCCAAACGUUGGGAGAGAACAUCGCGGACAAUGGCGGCGUCCGGGAAGCCUUCGAGGCGUACAAAAUCUACAAAAAGCACAACAAGAAGGAACCACUUCUGCCAGGAUUCGAAAACUUCACCCACGAGCAGCUGUUCUUCAUUUCCUAUGGCAACCUAUGGUGCGAAUCGCACACGGCGUCCGCCGCCAAGGCUGCCUUGGAUGAUACCCACUGCCCGGGCUGGAUACGGCUCAAGGGUGUGCUGAGCAAUUCGCCCGAGUUCAGUAAAACGUUCGGAUGCAAGGCGGGCAGCGGGAUGAAUCCCACCAGCGAUAGGUGUAGAAUUUGGUGAAAGGUCAUAUACUAUACUAUGGUUCCAGUUCGUUUUAUGUUCUUCGUUGCUGCAAGAGGCAUGUGAUCAAAAAGUUUGGCACAUAAAGAUUAAUGGAUCGACAGAUUCACAUAUCGAAGGAUAGGCAGAUUGACAGAUCGACAGUUUAGUAGAUUUACCGCUACAACGGUGUCAAAAUUUGUGAGGGCAUAAAUACCAUCAGAAUGUAACGAAGAAUGUUAACAGACAACCAAGCAAUCAAAUUGUGUGAUUUUAGCAGUAGAUUUUCCGACCAAUUUUUGAUCUCGCAACAGACGUGUGAUAUAUUGAAGUGCAAUAAACCAUUUGUUCCAGGCUGUUCA
This is a messenger RNA of Aedes albopictus (Asian tiger mosquito), 3291 nucleotides long. It is a transcript of the gene Nep5, whose product is annotated as neprilysin-1. The coding region runs from base 455 to 2950 and encodes 831 amino acids. The transcript is spliced from 12 exons. Gene Ontology annotation, biological process: protein processing. Gene Ontology annotation, cellular component: plasma membrane. The record is from RefSeq and is a predicted model, not a curated record. Gene Ontology annotation, molecular function: metalloendopeptidase activity. NCBI's taxonomy places the organism in Eukaryota, Metazoa, Arthropoda, Insecta, Diptera, Culicidae.